Messenger RNA from Ascochyta rabiei, 1941 nucleotides. Its product is annotated as Calcium channel yvc1. The transcript has 4 exons. The record is from RefSeq and is a predicted model, not a curated record. The coding region runs from base 1 to 1941 and encodes 646 amino acids. Lineage: Eukaryota; Fungi; Ascomycota; Dothideomycetes; Pleosporales; Didymellaceae.
AUGGUGAAGUGGUCUCAGCUGUGGAACUCCAACGGGUCAGAUAGGCGCCACAGGAUGUCGGACGAGGCCAGUGCGCUCCUCCCCACGCGCCGCGAGCACCUCCCCCCACCGCCCAUCGAUGCCAAAGAAGUCACCAAGAUCUGCCUUCGCCUGAAACACCAGAUCGAGCAGGUCAUCCCCUACGAGAUCGAGGAGGACAAGGUCACCAAGGCGAACAGCCCCAUCAUCACACAAGCCGUGCUGGACACGGCGAACAAAGCAGGCGGCGAGGACAAGACGGCAUGCGUUGUUUACUGUCUCCUGAUCGUCAACAAGUGGUUCAAGAAACAAGCGGCGGCUGAGCUCUGGGAUGCCGACUUGCACGAUGUGCGCGCCGUCGCGGCCGAAAUGAUGGCGAAGCGCAUCAUAGAAGCCGAGGAGGACAUGGACUACCUGUUCGAAGAAAUCCUGCUCAAACGCUACGCUACCCUCGUGGAUGGCGAGCCCACUGAACCCGCCAAUGCCGUCGAGAAGGCCGUCGAUCUGCACGCCGUGACGGUCAUUGGGUCUUCUGGCUACCAGAAGUGCAUCGCCUACCUCUGGCGCGGCUGGAUCGUGCAAGACGACGAAGAUCCAACCCGCUUUGUCCAGUACGACAACAAAACGAACACGAACCUCUGGGCCCAUUUGGACCCGGAUCGUAUGCGCGUCCCACGGUACCAAAACUGGGUGCAAAUCGCCGUCUCUCUCAUCUACCUGGGCUUGUUCACCGGCGCCGUCAACACAAUCAACCCUGACGCUGACCUGGAUGUUGUCGAAGGCCUGCUCUACAUCUUCACUCUAGGCUUCAUCUGCGAUGAGGUCAACAAGUUCUGGAAAGUCGGCCGCUUCUACAUCUCCUUCUGGAACAUGUUCAACAGCACUCUGUACGCCCUGCUUACCGUGUCUCUUGUCUUCCGUGUGAUAGCAAUGAGCCAUGACCACGACCACGAGAACGAAAAAGGCGACGCGCGCGGAAGGUUCAACGAGCUUGGCUACAACUUCCUCGCUUUCACUGCGCCCAUGUUCUGGAUGCGUCUGCUGCUCUACCUCGACACGUUCCGCUUCUUCGGCGCCAUGCUAGUCGUGCUCAAAGUCAUGUUCCGCGAAUCACUGAUCUUCUUCCUACUGCUUUUCGUCGUUCUGGUCGGUUUCUUGCAGGCCUUCAUGGGUCUUGACAUCGCAGACGAUCAAGUAAUGGACGACAUUGGCUUCGUCAUGCAAGCCAUGCUGAACGCCAUCAUGCAGUCCCCUGAGUUCGAGGGUUUCGACAACUUUGCCCCGCCGUUUGGUCUCAUCCUCUACUACAUCUUUACCUUUGUCGUCAUGGUCAUCUUGCUCAACAUUCUCAUCGCACUCUACAACUCGGCCUACGAAGACAUCACCGAAAACGCAAUCGAUGAAUACAUGGCCCUCUUCUCGCAGAAGACGAUGCAGUUCGUCCGCGCCCCAGACGAAAACGUCUUCAUCGCGCCCUUCAACCUGAUCGAAAUGCUGUUCCUCAUUCUCCCCUUUGAGUGGUGGAUGGACGAGAAGCGAUACGACCACCUCAACGACAUCGUCAUGGCGGUGCUCUACUCCCCGCUGCUCAUAGUGACGGCCUUCUUGGAGCAGAAGGAAGCGAGAGUCGUCAAGUCCAACCGCAAGCGAGGCGAGGCCGACGAAGACGUGACGCACGAGUGGGAGCAGGUGCUGCACGAAUGCGACUUCGAGGCCGACGGAUGGGACAAGAAGGUCCAGAGCACCAAGCCAAACGUCGAGUUCGACACCGCCGUGCUCGAGAUCAAGAAGCUGCAGGACGAGGUCUCGGAGAUGAAGCAGCUGCUCCUGAAGAUGAGCGAGAAGAGCUGGGGCAGCGAUACCCUCGGUGGCAGCAAAUUCGAUAAGCUGGGCCAGAGCAGUGGAAGCGUGAGGGAUGAGUAA